Amphimedon queenslandica is the source of this 2771-nucleotide messenger RNA. RefSeq names its product serrate RNA effector molecule homolog. The transcript has 19 exons. Gene Ontology annotation, biological process: primary miRNA processing; mRNA processing. The coding region runs from base 28 to 2640 and encodes 870 amino acids. The record is from RefSeq and is a predicted model, not a curated record. NCBI's taxonomy places the organism in Eukaryota, Metazoa, Porifera, Demospongiae, Haplosclerida, Niphatidae. Gene Ontology annotation, cellular component: nuclear body.
CGUAAUGACCACGUGGUCGUACAGAAAAUGGCGGACAGUGAUGAGGAGAACGACAGAAAGAAAAGAGACAAAUUUAGAAGAGAGAGAAGUGAUUACUCAAGUAACGAGAGAAGGAGAAGUGAUUCUGAUGGUAGGAGGGCCCCCUCGUGGAGAGAGGAAUAUUACGAGGCCAGGAGGCGGAGCCGGGAGGAAGAGAGAGAAAGAGGACGUAACUCGUCUCCCCCGUCUCGCAGAGAAUGGAGCCCACCAGACUCAAAGAGAUUCAGACGAAGUGGAGGAUGGGAGGAGCUGGUUGGCGGUCCCCCUCCUGUAAUGAAUCCUUACGGUAUGAUUGAAGUGAGGGGCCCGUGGGUCCUCCCUCAUGGAGAGAUGCCCCCUAGAGGCUCACCUGGUUCAAGAUCAUUGCCUGGUGAUAUGAUGCUAGGGUUCUCACCUGGUUCUAGAGGGUUUGAUUCCAGUCGGAGAGGAUCCGUGAUGCUCACUUUCAAGCAGUUUCUUGCCCAACAAGAUGAUGGGAUUGAUGACAUGGAAGCAGUUAAACUCUAUCAUGAGUAUAAAGAUGAUUUUAAAAAGAAACAAAUCCUUCAUUUCUUCAAUGAACACAAGGAUGAGGAAUGGUUUCUAUCGAAAUACCAUCCAAAACACAUAGAGAAGGUAGCAGAAGCAUCAAAGGCUAAUCUACUCAAAAGACUUGAAGUGUUUGAGGGACUAAGAGAGAGAGCUAAGAGUACUCCUGUGAUACAAGAAGAGUCUGACUCCAUUAUUAAGCUAAUGGAUACCAUGGUUAUACUAUUGGAGGGAGGGACUGAACUUGAUCUUAAAACACUAGAAGAGGAGGAAGAGGAGGAGGAGGAGGGAGACAAGGAGAAAAGUGAUACUUGUAGCAAUGCUGUAUCUGAGAGAGACAGUAGUGAAGGGAAGGAAGAGAAAGAGAGUGAAGAAAUGGAUGAAGAAAGAAGAGGAACAAAGAGAAGUAGAGGAGAUGAUGAUGAUGAAGGUGAUAAUGACUUAGUACCAACUGAAACAAAGAGAAGAGAAAAUGAUAAUGAUGAAUCUACUGGUAAGCCAUCGCCAGUACAAGAUAUUGAGACGAGGUCUGAAUCAGCUCCGCCCACUGCCAGCGAAGAGCCUCAGCCUGAAACCGGGCAGUCUGAGUCCGAAGAUCAAACCGAAAUAGUUACUAUGGGAACGGAGGAUAAAGAUGACCAAUCAAAAUCAGGGAGUCCUGUUGAAGAACAGGCGGAGCCUUCUAAGCCACGCCCACUGCAUCUAACGAAAGCUGUGUACAUACGUCACAUUACUCCUCAAGUAUCUGCCAGUGAUAUUGUUGAAGCUUGUAAGAAUUUAAAAGGUUUCCUUAGAGUUGGUUUAGCCGAAGUUCAGCCUGAUAGAGGGUUUGAGAGGAGAGGCUGGGUUACAUUCAGUCAGGACGUUGACAUUAAGAGUGUGUCUGCUAAACUAGGAACAGUGAAAGUGAAGAACUUUAUGUUAACCUGUCAAAUAAACCGAGACCUUAGUAGACGAGUGAAGACCACUCCCAAUGGAAUUGUGUGGGCAAGGAGGGCCGUGGAGUCGGAUUUGCGUCUUUUAGUUAAACUGAUACACCAUUUUGAUAAGAAGUCCCACCUGUGGUCUUACUCUGUUGCUAAUGAUAGUAACGAGGGUUCUGUUACUAAUAAUAGUAACGAUGGGUCUGUUACUAAUAAUAGUAACGAGGAGAAGGGUGAGGAAAUAGAAGAAGAGAAAGGAGAGACAGAAGCACCAAAAGAGAACCCGAUUCUAAGUUGUAUAGAUAUUGAUGCUUUAACUGCUUCUCCAGCUCAACCUACUAGUGAUAAAGACACACUCAGUGAAGACCAGGAGAAGGAGGGGGAGGAGGAGGAGGGAGAGAGGGGAGAGGAAGAAGAGGGUGUGAUUAGUGAUCCUGGUACGGAAAUAUUGAAAUCCUCUUCGGCUUUGAUUCAAAAUCUAGAUAUGUUGAUAUGGUACUUAAGAUUGGUCCAUUCUUUUGAUUAUUAUAAUUUUUCUUGUUUCUUUGAUGAAGACUUGAUGCCUAAUAGAUGUGGUAUCAUAACUGCUCGUACUGCCCCACCCACCGCUGUCACUAAUGAAGAAGUCAAUACUUAUAUUAAGUCGAUGGAAGAAAAGGUGGAGUCUUUGCUUAAAGAGAAAGUUUUCGUUAAAGAAGAAGAAAUUGAGAAAUUAGGAAAAAAGGAUCAAGAAUCUGAGGUUGAGAAGUUCAUCGAAGCAAACACACAGAAGCUAGGAGAGAACAAAUACCUCUGCCCUCUUAGCGGCAAAAAGUUCCGUGGCCCGGAGUUUGUCCGUAAGCACAUCAUGAACAAACACAAGCAAGCACUGGAGGACGUCAAGGAUGGCACGGACUUCUUUAAUAAUUAUCUAAAGGAUCCAGAGAGGCCGGACUCUAUGCACACCGGUGGGGGUGAUGAUGAAAGGAGAGGAGGAGGAGGAAGAUGGAGUGGUCAUCAAAACCCAAUGCUUAUGUCUGGUUAUCAUGACUUUAGGCGUGGUAGAGGAGGUGGACGGGGCUUUAGAGGAAGACCUGAGAGAAGAGGUGCUGGUGGUAGAAGACCAGUUCGUAGCUAUAAUGAUCUUGAUGUCCCCGAAGACAUGUAUUAAUAAUAAACAACUGUGCUAAGAAAAUGUUUGUUCUAUUGAAAGAAAGAAUGACAUUCACAUACUUUCACUCUGGCAAUGUGAAAUGUUUUUUUUGCUUUUUUCAUGAGAACAAUGUUAAACCACUCUUGAAA